CCCACCCAUUUUGUGAAAUUCAGAAUUCAUUCAUUUUCUACUUCGUUUUCUAUCUCCCAGCUCCCUCGGUCUUCACUGUUCUGCGGUUUGCUUUGCUUGAGGGUGAAUCUCCAAACAUGCGGUCACAAAAGCCUUCCGAAUCACUCUUGAGCCUGGUCAUGGAAACGCUGCCUUAUGAAAGGCUCAUGAGCCCGACCAUGGAAAAGAUUUGGAUUGCUGUCACGGCUGCAUUUCAUAAAUCUCAUCAGCCUUUUGAAAGGAUUAAGAGCCUUCGAGAGGCCUUAGAAGGACAAUCUCAAGUUGAGGCUUCAGCUUUAGAAGAGUUGGAGGUUGCUUUAGAGGCUGAGGCUUUAGCUUUAGAAGAGUUGGAGGCUGCUAUUUUGGCUGCCAUUCAAAAAGGUCGAGACGAGGCUUUAGCUUUACAGAAGAAGGAAGAGUUGGAAGCUGAUAUGGCUGAGGCUGCCAUUCAGAAGGGUCGAAAUGAGGCAUUAGCUUUACAGAAGAAGGAAGAGUUGGAGGCUGAUACGGCUGUGCCUACUGAUAUGGGCCCAGGAGCUGAUAAAAGAAGAAGGAAAAAGAAUGCGAUGAGGAAAAGAAAGAAGAGGAAAGAGUUGGAGGCUGACAGGGUUGUGGCUACUGAUUCGAGCCCAGGUGAUGAUGAAAGAAGAGGGAAAAAGAAUGAGAUGGGUGAGAGAAAGAGAAAGAAGCGCAGCCCAGGAGCUGAUGAAAGAAGAGGGAAAAAGAAUGUGAUGAACAGGAGAAAGAGAAAGAAGCGCAGCCUAGAAGCUGAUGAAAGAAGAGGGAGAAAGAAUGUGAUGACUGAGAGAAAGAGAAAGAAGCUCAGUAAUUGAUGUUGGAGCAGGUACCGAAGUAAUUAGUUAUGAGUGCUAAAAACACUCUUCUUAACACUCAAUCUUUUAUUGCGUAAAAUUGAUGUGAGUCUCACACUUUAGAAAUUGAUUCCAUAUAAGUGGUAGAAACCUAUGCUUUGAUUGUAGGCAAUGAAAGAGCGGCUUUAGAGAGUAUCAUAAAGAGUGUCUUCAUAGGAUUUUUCUUGAAAUUUAAGUUAGUGGGUUAUGCGUUAUGUGUAGCCUAUGUUGGCUAUAGAGGAGAAUUGUAUUGUAGAAGAACUAAUGUAUGCAUGUUUAUUAUCGUGGACCUGCUUAUGUUGUUGGCUAGAAGAGAAUUGUAUUGAAGGACUAAUUUAUGCAUGCUUAUUAUUGUCGACCUGCUAGUUGUUGCCUAGAAGAGAUUUGUAUUUUCAGAAGAA
This is a messenger RNA of Medicago truncatula (barrel medic), 1270 nucleotides long. Its product is annotated as protein PXR1. The record is from RefSeq and is a predicted model, not a curated record. Bases 117 to 851 code for a protein of 244 amino acids. The transcript is spliced from 2 exons. NCBI's taxonomy places the organism in Eukaryota, Viridiplantae, Streptophyta, Magnoliopsida, Fabales, Fabaceae.